Molecule: messenger RNA, 2468 nt
Organism: Larimichthys crocea (large yellow croaker)
Lineage: Eukaryota; Metazoa; Chordata; Actinopteri; Sciaenidae
Gene: glcci1a
Product: glucocorticoid induced 1a
Exons: 8
Coding region: 267-1856 (529 amino acids)
Biological process (GO): podocyte development
Cellular component (GO): cytoplasm
Source: RefSeq, a predicted model, not a curated record
CUGUGCUUAGAGGAGUCAGGGAGUAACGAGAAAGCCUGAGUAACGCGGUUAGAAUAAGUUAGAAUACAGUGUGUGUUUGUACUCGGAUACAAGUGUUAGUUUUGUAACUUUACUUAAGUUUUUUUUUUUUUUAGGAGAACCUGGACGUCGUGAGUUAACUUGAGAAACUUUUUUUUUUUUUUUUUUUGAAAGAGUUAAAGAGUUGAUCUACUUUUACCACUCACGUUGUUACGUAAACAACUUUAUCAACUUGAACGUGGCUGAUUAUGUCAGCAUCAUCAUCAUCAUCAGCCGAGGCCAGCUCAUCCCAGCAGCAGCGGGUUAAACACAGCGGCUCCCCGACUGGCUCUUCAUGUAGCAGCAACACCAACACCAACAAAAACACCAACACCGCCACCACGGUCCGGUUGCAGCCUAUCCGCGCUACGGUGCCGUACCAGCUUUUGCAUGGGAAUCAGCACAGCCCAACCCGCUCCGUUUCCUCCUCCUUCUCAGUAGCCGGGAGCAACACAGGACCGACGACGUCCCGUUGCUCCAGUCCCGCCAACCCGGGUGGAAGCGGCUCGGACGGUAGGCUGGUCCCCAGGCAGAAGCUCUCACCGCCGGACAGCAGGAGCUCACCUGAACGCCCACCACACUCGCCUCUUUCUAAAGUUGAAAGGACAAAGUCCCAGCAGGUGCGGAGCUCAGGGGCCAUUUGGCAGACUUCCUCCCUGGGCACUAUCACUGGGCCCUACCUCACCGGGCAGUGGCCUCGUGACCCCCAUGUGCACUAUCCAUCUUGUAUGAAAGACAAAUCCACACAGACUCCUGGAUGUUGGAGUGAGGAAACAGGAGAGAAGAGGAGCACCCACCAGCGCUCUGCGUCCUGGGGCAGCGCUGACCAGCUCAAAGAGCAGAUCGCGAAGCUCCGGCAGCAGCUCCAGCGCAGUAAACAAGGAGGGCGUCACAGUAAAGACAAGGACCGACUGUCCCCCCUCCAGUACAACACCGUCACCUACACCGCCCUCACCAGCACUACCAACCACACCUCCACAACCAGCCACGCUCAGUUUUCCAUGUCGAAGUCGGCCCAGAUGCCGCUGUCCAACAUCACAGUGCCAAAGCCCUCCAUCUCCAGGGUGCCCAGCAGCAUGGAGGGCAUCAACCAUGAGCUGGAGAAGGUCUUCAUCAAAGACAACGGGGAGAAGGAGGAGUUAAAGUCCCUGGAGGUUCCUGACGGACGGCGGGCACCCUUCCCUCCGCAGCAGCGCAGCAGCAGCACCCGCAGCGUGGACACCCAGACUCCCUCAGCCCCCGGCAGGUCCAGCAGCUGCUCCAGCCUGUCGCCUUGCCCCUCGCCCGCCUGCCCACCAGGAUCGCACGACGGCAGUCCUUACUCCACGGAGGAUCUACUGUAUGACCGGGAUAAAGACAGUGGAAGCAGCUCACCGUUGCCCAAGUUUGCCUCCUCGCCCAAACCCAACAACAGUUACAUGUUCAAGCGAGAGCCGCCAGAGGGCUGUGAGAAGAUUAAAGCUUUUGAGGAGAUGAGCUCCAGGCAGUCCACAUCUGCAUCAGUACCCCUCUUCUCCUGCCCCGACAAAAACAAGGUCAACUUCAUCCCAACGGGCUCGGCGUUCUGCCCCGUCAAACUCCCCGGCUCCCUGCAGCUCACCCCGGCCUCUGAGCCCGAGGAGGACGAAGACAACGCAGGCGCAGAGGCAGGCUCCGCGUCAGAGGCCCAGGGGGCCACGUUGCUCUACGGCGCCCCCACUCAGGUCUCCACGAGCACCAGCACAGACGACCCCCCGGAGGAACCCGGCUCGCCCUCAGAGACUGCAGACCCCCAGACAGACAGCCCGGCCAUCAGCUAGACCUGAGCAGAGCUGGCCUCUGGCUCCGGGAUCCACGCUAGCGACCACCGAUCAUCACCACUGACUGUCCCACCAACACCUCCCUCUGCUCUGCCAGGGGGAGCCUCCGUCUCUCUGUGCUGACCCCCUCCACCCCCCCCAUCUCUGCAUGACGUAGCAACAAUGUCCCGAAUAACCACCACCGCCACCACAAAGACUCGCCACCUUAAUGUUCUGUCCUGCGUAAUGUCUGAGCUGUCGUUGGCAGGGAAGGACCUGAUGGUUAAAGGUUAUCAUAUGCAGGCAUCGGAGGGAAGAAAGGAGCACUAUGGAUGGGGGGAGGGGCAUGCAUUUUAAACUGGUAGUAUAUUUCUGAUUAAAUUAUGUGUUGUGUUCUGUUUCAACAUUCACAGUAUGAAUAAGCUCUAACAUAUAUAUAUACACAUAUAUCUCUAUGAAAAGAAAGAAAAAUGCUUGUUUUAAAAAACAAAAACAAACAAAAAAAAAAAUCCCAAACUGUAUUGCUGUGUUAUGUACCGAACAGGAAAAAAAAAAAAACAGCUGUACUAUUCAGGAUUAUGUUUACACUAUCCAGGUCACAUUGUUAAACCCUCUCUCUCCAGAAAAAAAAGA